This is a messenger RNA of Bombina bombina (fire-bellied toad), 954 nucleotides long. Its product is annotated as olfactory receptor 52P1-like. Gene Ontology annotation, molecular function: G protein-coupled receptor activity; olfactory receptor activity. The coding region runs from base 1 to 954 and encodes 317 amino acids. Lineage: Eukaryota; Metazoa; Chordata; Amphibia; Anura; Bombinatoridae. The transcript has a single exon. The record is from RefSeq and is a predicted model, not a curated record. Gene Ontology annotation, cellular component: membrane. Gene Ontology annotation, biological process: G protein-coupled receptor signaling pathway.
AUGCUGGAAGCCAACAAGAGCUUAGUGAGACCAGAACAUUUCAUCCUAGUUGGGAUUCCAGGACUAGAAGAUGUGCAGUUCUGGUUCUCCAUUCCUCUGUGCUCCAUGUUUCUUCUCACCAUAUUUGGUAAUACAGUCAUGCUUUAUGUUAUUUUAUUGGAAGAAAACCUGAACAAGCCAAUGUAUUUCUUUAUUUCUAUGUUGUCAAUCCUUGACCUUGUUUUAUGUUUCAACACUACACCCAACAUUAUUUUGAUCUUUUGGUUCAAUGCCAAGGGGAUAACAUUUGAUGGAUGCCUUACCCAGAUGUUCUUCAUUCAUGCUGUCACUGCUAUGGAGACUACAAUAUUGGUGGCCAUGGCGUUUGACCGCUAUGUUGCCAUUUGCCACCCACUCAGAUACAAUACAAUCCUCACUAACAACAGGAUAGCUGUUAUUGGUGUUUCAGCCAUCAUUAGAGGAACUUUUUUCACUAUACCAUUUAUACCACUUGUCAACAGGUUGUCCUUCUGCAAGACCAUGGUCAUUUCUCAUACUUACUGUGAGCAUAUGGCCUUGGCGAAGAUAGCUUGUUCUGAUAUAACUAUUAACAAGGUGUAUGGUCUGACUGCUGCCCUCCUGGUUGUCACCGUUGAUAUUGUGUGUAUAACUUUAUCGUACUCUGCCAUAAUUAGAGCUGUUAUGAGACUUUCCUCUAAUAAGGCAAAACGCAAGUUGUUUAAUACUUGUGGCUCUCAUAUUUGUGUCAUUAUUAUAUUUUACACCCCAGCACUAUUUUCCUUCUUCACACACAGAUUUGGGCAUAAUAUCUCCCCAAAAAUUCACAUUACCAUAGCAAAUCUUUAUAUUCUUAUUCCGCCCAUGUGCAAUCCAAUCAUUUAUGGGGUGAAAACAAAGGAAAUCCGUGAAAGGAUAAUCACAAGUUUUUUUGGUAAACAAAUUAAAUCUCUAUGA